Messenger RNA from Pyricularia pennisetigena, 939 nucleotides. RefSeq lists its product as uncharacterized. The record is from RefSeq and is a predicted model, not a curated record. Gene Ontology annotation, molecular function: mRNA binding. Gene Ontology annotation, cellular component: mRNA cleavage and polyadenylation specificity factor complex. NCBI's taxonomy places the organism in Eukaryota, Fungi, Ascomycota, Sordariomycetes, Magnaporthales, Pyriculariaceae. The coding region runs from base 1 to 939 and encodes 312 amino acids. The transcript has 3 exons. Gene Ontology annotation, biological process: mRNA 3'-end processing.
AUGUCGUCGAAACCACCAUCCAGAGUGGUGUUCGUGGGGAAUAUUCCAUAUGGAUUGUCCGAGGAGCAAAUAACCGACAUCUUCAGCCGGGCAGGCAAAGUCCUCAACUUCCGUCUUGUCUAUGACCGGGAGACAGGGAAGCCUAAGGGGUUUGGCUUUGCAGAGUAUCCAGACAAUGACUCAGCAGCGUCAGCAGUCCGCAACUUGAACGACACGGAAAUCAUGGGCCGUAAACUGCGCGUGGAUUUUUCUAACGAAAAGCCGAGCACAAACGACCCCGACGACGGCCCUCCGGGUGGCGCAAACGGCUCCGGCGCACCCUCGUACCAACAACAACAACAACUACAACAACAACAAGAGGUCCCCUCGCUGCCCCCUCUUCCGCCGGGCAAGGACCUCCCCGCCGGCGUGUCGGCGACCGACGCCAUCUCGCGGACCCUGCGCACUCUCCCGCCCGCCCAGCUCCUCGACAUCCUGCAGCAAAUGAAGACCAUGUCCGGCGCCGACCCGGCCCGCGCCACCGAGCUCCUGACCCAGGCCCCGCAGCUCUCGUACGCCAUCUUCCAGGCCCUGUUGCUUAUGGACCUCGUCUCCCCGGACGCCAUCCACUCGGUCGUCGACCCUGGAGCCGCCGUCCCGCCCCCGGCGGCCGCCCCGGCCCACGUGCCGACUCCCUAUGGCGCACCGCCCGCCGGAGCCGCCGUCUACCAGCAGCAGCACCCCGUUGCCAACACCCCGCCCGUACCCGUGCCGUAUGCGCCGCCCGCCGCGCCGCCCGCCGCCACACCGACCCCCGCGCCGGCGGCCGCGCCUCAGGACACGGACGCUCUCAUGCAGCAGGUCCUCGCCCUGCCGCAGGCCACCAUCGACCAGCUUCCCGAGGCGGAGCGUGCGCAGAUAAUGGCCCUGCGAGCAAGCUUGAUGGGCCAGGCUAGGUAG